CGAACAUUAACGUCAGGAGCAACAUUCAGGACAUCAGGAGAGAACAUCAAAAUGGCCUGUCUGGAUGAACCGUGGAGGAAGCAGAUCUUGAGGGAUUUGAAAGAACGAGACAACAAUCAAUAUGAUGUCUUUGCGCAACUCAUCAGAUCAUACAACCACUUUUUUGAUUGUUCAGAGAGUUACAGAGCCAUGAACAUUCGCUUGGAAGUUGAGAUGAAUAGAUUAAAACAUAGUUGUGGUGACGGAACAUCAUUAUCAUCACCUCAGUCCAUGGUAUCAUCAUCAGCAUCGUCGUCACAGGAGGCUGAAUUGUUGCAGUUGAAGGAGAAGUUGAGGCAAUGCAGAAAUGAAUUGCUGGAAGCAUACAGAUCUCAACAACAGGCUACUGUUCAGGUCAAUGAGCUGAACAAUACUAUCAAAGUUAAAAAUCAAGAAGCCAGCUCACUUACUGCCAAGCUAAAGGUUCUGGAGAAAAAAUGUGAGGAUCUGACUGAAGAAAAAGCAAACAUGGAGCAGAAUUUGCAUGAUCUGGAUGCUACCAAUCUGUUGUUGAGGGACGAGUUGACAGCCUUGCAGAUCGCCUACUCCUCUCUGGAGUCCACCUACAACAAGGUCAACAAGGAGAACACGCAACUGAUCAAUGAACUCGUUGAGAGGAAGAAGGAGAUUGCCGAAUUCCUCGAUCGGGAGAUGGAGAACGAUCGGAAGUUGAGGUCGAAGAAGAUGAAGGAACAGCUGGAGAAGGCAACCAAGGUCAACAUUGAAGGCCCUCUUCUGUCCCCUCACGAGAAGGUGUGUCUAUCCAGUAUGAUUCCUAAGAAUCCUCUGCAUGCUCAGGAAGUUCACGACAACGAGGUGAUGUGUGUGGCCUGGAAUGCAAACUGCAAGAUGUUUGCCACUGGAGGUGUCGACAGGAAGGUGAAGCUGUGGGAGAUUUCUGGCGGAAAAUAUGAAGCCAGGGGAACGUUGAUGGGAUGCAAUGCUGGAGUCACCAGCGUGAUCUUUGAACCUGAGGUUGGCCAUGUUGUUGUAGCGUUUCAUCGGAUCGGUUCUGAUGAAGCGAUAACAUUAGAUUUUCUACGAUCGACCUUGACGGGUCACAGUGGUUAUGUCUUGUCAGCGAAGUUCAUGAUGGAUUCGAACAGGGUGGUGUCGGGUGGCAAGGAUGGCAUCUUGAAGCUCUGGGACCUCAAGAGCAUCACAUGCAUCAAAUCAUUUUUUGUGGGCUCCAUGUGCACCGACCUGGUCACCCUGGACAGUUCAACGUUUAUCAGCGGUCACUUCGACAACCUGGUCAGGUUUUGGGAUAUCAAAUCUGACUCACCGAAGGAGUUGAAGUCUGUUGAGAUGUCAGACAAAAUCACCUCGCUUGACCUCUCGCCCGACAGGAAGCAUUUGUUGGUCAGCACGAAGGACAACGCCAUCCAUCUCAUUGAUGUCAGGAAAACAGCAAUCGUCAACAAUUUCCAAGCUCCUGGCUUCCUGACCCACAACUGCAACAAAGCCGUCUUCAGUCCCGAUGGCAACUUCAUAGGAGCGGGCUCUCUCAACGGGGGCAUCUUCAUUUGGGACGUCAACGAAAAUAAACUGAAUUCCACUGCCAAGGGUCAUACCGAUGCAGUGUACGCUGUGGCCUGGAGUCCCAAUGGAAGAAACUUCAUUUCCUGUGGCAAGAAUAAAUCCGUGGUGUCCUGGACGGAUAUCUAAUCUUCAGCUAAAGGCCGCAUAAUUUGAUAUGCAGAAAAAUUAUAUUUACACGCAUACUUAUCUAUGAUUUCAUCGGUGUUGAUAUUUUAUCUAACAGCGCUUGCUUCUAUUCGUCUUUAGUAUUACUACUUUCAUUUUGACCUAUGUACAGUGCAAUGACAAUUUCAAAAUCUUUAAUUUUAAUAGUGGAAUUUUAAUUACAACGACUCUUGCUCCGCCAAGUUUUUAUUGUUUUAUAUUUAUUGGUUUUCGUCUGUAAAUAAUUUAUUUUAUGAAAUUUACUUAUCAAAUGUUUCAGCUGAA
Molecule: messenger RNA, 2010 nt
Organism: Helobdella robusta
Lineage: Eukaryota; Metazoa; Annelida; Clitellata; Rhynchobdellida; Glossiphoniidae
Exons: 17
Coding region: 52-1707 (551 amino acids)
Biological process (GO): autophagosome assembly
Cellular component (GO): autophagosome membrane
Molecular function (GO): protein binding
Source: RefSeq, a predicted model, not a curated record